UUCAAUUUAAAACAUAUUUUUUGAAAAGUCAGGGGGGGCAAAUGCCCCAGCUUGCCCCCCCCUGCGGGCGCCUAUGGUCCUAAGUCCAAGGACCCUGAGGGCUCACAGUCACAGCUUCAACAACAGUUAACGAUAUACUUUAUAAAAUUAUAUUGUUUGUGUACUGCACACCGGAACACACGUACACAGCAACAGGGCUCCGUGGGUCGGUGGCGGGAUAACCGCACGUUGCUGGUAAAGUGUACGUGUGCAUGAGCGUUUAUUUACAUGUGAUCUCAGGCUGCCGUAGCCCGCAAGGCACAGGCACACGCGGACAACGACGUGUACGGUCGAGGUAAGAGGUAACCCACACGACACACGUACGAUGUACGACGGCCACGGUCGUCUCACAAUGGCCGCCCGACGCACGCACGCACAACAAUCGUCGUUGUUCACGCAUGCGCACUAAGCACACGUACGCACGCGUUACCCAAACGUUAAGUGUGGGCGCUAGCGCGUGCGUUCGCGCAACAUUCUAUCGUACGCACGUCGUCGACCGUCGUAUAAUAUUAUUAAUAUAGUACAUUCGUACCAUUGUUGGACCGUCCGUUCGUAGUACAAGAUAAAUAAUAAAACGUCGCGUCGGGUCCCAUCGGGCACGCACUGUGUUGUUUUACGGGCCGAAGAAAGGAAAAAAAAGCACACUGCCUGGCGGACGAUGCCGCCAACGCGAACCGUUAUCACGCAGCCCGUUAUCAGCGCAUGAAACAACGUUUUAAUUUAAAAAAAAAAAAAAAUUUCCUCUGACUUUAGCCGCGCGCGUCUCAAUUUCUCUACCGUCGGCCCCGUUUCCGCGACGUUCGCGCGUGUGUGCCCCAGAGCACAGUAAGUCCGUACCGUAACACAUCGCCGCCGCCGCCGCUGCGCGCCCGCCGAACGCCGCCGCGCGCACGACGACGACGACGACGACGACCACACGAUGCCGUCGCACAUGAACUGUUGUUUCAACAAAUGCACCAACUCGAGCCGGAGCACGCAGAACCUGUCGUUUCACAAGUUCCCGACCAACGAGAGCCUGUGUAAACAAUGGGUCGAACUGUGCCAAAACGACAAAGUCAUCCAGAAGUUCAAGAAUCACGGUUCCAGCCAAGUGUCUAAAAGUUUCAGGAUAUGUUCCGAACACUUCAAGCGGGAGGACUAUGUGCUGUGGACUUCGAAAAAAAAGGUAUUGCACAAAGGAUCCAUUCCAACAGGACAGCAGCUGAUAAGUCCAAAAACGACACACUCGAACAUUACCAAUUGGAGUGAUAUGAUCACCGAGGAAGACGAGGCAGUCGCCAAUAACGCAACCUGGAGUCCACGUGGAACCCCAAAUUUUGAUCUAUCUGGCUCAGUACCUGAGCAGGGUAAGUAAAUGAACGAUUAUAUCCAGGGUGGAGUCCUUGCAAAACUCCAUGUUCUCAACUAAGCAGUCCAGAUAAAUAGAUCAUAAUAUGUUAAAUUGUAUUAUUUUUCUGAAAAGAAGCGCAGACUUUGUUAGCUUAUUAAACAGUUACAUUUUUUUAAUAAUUUGAAAUACUAUUUAAUUUUUUUGCUCUUUGAAUUUAAAAAUUACCUUAAAGUCUUGGGGUGUUAUUUUCUAAAUUUUAGUUGUUAAUGGUUUAUAAUUUUUAAAUUAUAAAAUCAAAUCAAAAAAAUUUUUUUAUAAAUGUUUAAUUAUCAAACCAGAAAGCAGUUUAAAAAAAAAAGUAUAUUUUUUACUUAUAAAAUGGAUAUGGUAGUAAUUUAAAUCUAAAUGAUUUAUUUUAAAGCCACUUAAAAAUUUAAAAAUAAUUCGGUUAUGUUUUGUAUAUGCUUUGACCAAGUCCAGCACCACAUAUACGUUACAAUAUUAGUGGCGCAUAGUUAUUAUAAAAGUUAUUUGUAAAUAAUUUUAGAUUUUAAUUCAAAGACGACAAAUGGCUAUUUUUAAGAGUUGUACGAGUACAUUUUGUAACAAGUUGAAAUUAAUAAAUGGUGUGUAUUCUGUUAA
Messenger RNA from Aphis gossypii (cotton aphid), 2011 nucleotides. Its product is annotated as 52 kDa repressor of the inhibitor of the protein kinase-like. The record is from RefSeq and is a predicted model, not a curated record. The coding region runs from base 959 to 1393 and encodes 144 amino acids. Gene Ontology annotation, molecular function: sequence-specific DNA binding. Lineage: Eukaryota; Metazoa; Arthropoda; Insecta; Hemiptera; Aphididae. The transcript is spliced from 5 exons.